Molecule: messenger RNA, 1770 nt
Organism: Odobenus rosmarus divergens (Pacific walrus)
Lineage: Eukaryota; Metazoa; Chordata; Mammalia; Carnivora; Odobenidae
Gene: GBP5
Product: guanylate-binding protein 5-like
Molecular function (GO): GTP binding; GTPase activity
Source: RefSeq, a predicted model, not a curated record
AUGGCCUCAGAGAUCCACAUGCCGGCCCCAGUGUGCCUCAUUGAGAACAUCAGAGGGCAACUGGUGGCUAAUCAGGAAGCUUUGGAGAUCCUGGCAGCCAAUAAGAAUCCUCUUGUUGUGGUGGCUAUUGUAGGCCUCUACCGCACAGGCAAAUCCUACCUGAUGAACAAGCUGGCUGGAAAGAACAAGGGCUUCUCUAUUGGAACCACGGUGCAGUCUCACACCAAAGGUAUCUGGAUGUGGUGUGUGCCUCAUGCCAAGAAGCCGAACCACACCCUAGUUCUUCUUGACACAGAGGGUCUAGGAGAUGUAGAAAAGGGUGACAAGAAGAAUGAUACCCAGAUCUUUGCACUGGCAAUACUACUGAGCAGUAUCUUUGUAUACAAUACUAUGAACAAAAUUGACCAGAGAGCUAUUGACCUGUUGCACUAUGUGACAGAACUGUCAAAUCGGCUCAGGAAAGUAGCCUCACCUGAUUUUGAAGGGGUUGAAGAUGCAACUAACCUUGAGAGCUUCUGUCCAGACUUCGUGUGGACUCUGAGAGAUUUCUACCUAACCCUGGAAGUAGAUGAGCAAGUCAUCACAGCAGAUGAAUACUUGGAGAAUUCCCUGAGGCUAAAGCAAGGCACUAAUCAAAGUGUUCAAAAUUUCAAUUUGCCCCGUCUAUGUAUAAAAGAAUUCUUUCCAAUAAGGAAAUGCUUUAUCUUUGACUCUCCCACUCACCGGAAGAAGCUUGCCGAGCUUGAGUCACUGCCUAAUGAAGAUCUGGAUCCUGAAUUUGUGGAACAAGUGGCAACAUUCUGUUCCUACAUCUUUAACCAUUCCAAGACUAAAGCUCUUCCGGGAGGUAUCAAGGUCAAUGGGCCCCGUCUAAAGAGCCUAGUGCUGACCUACAUUAAUGCCAUCAGUCGUGGGGAUCUGCCCUGCAUGGAGAAUGUCUUGGCCUUGGCCCAGAUCAAGAACUCAGCAGCAGUAGAAAAAGCCAUUGCCCACUAUGACCAGCAGAUGGGCCAGAAGGUGCAGCUGCCCACGGAAACCCUCCAGGAGCUGCUGGACCUGCACAGGGAAAGUGAAAGAGAGGCCAUAGAACUCUUCAUGAAGAACUCUUUCAAGGAUACGGACCAAAAGUUUCAGAAGGAAUUAGAAACUCUGCUAGAAGCAAGAAAGGAUAACUUAUAUGAACAGAACAUGGAGGCAUCAUCAUACCGUUGCUCAGCUUUACUUCAGGCUAUUUUUGGUCCUCUAGAAAAUGAUGUGAUGCAGGGGAUUUAUUCAAAACCAGGAGGACAUCAUCUCCUCAUUCAGAAGACAGAAUUGCUGAAAGCAAGAUACUAUUGGGAGCCCAGGAAAGGAAUGCAGGCUGAGAAGGCUCUGCAGGAAUAUUUACAGUCCAGACAGUCUACAAGCGAUGCCAUCCUACAGAUAGACCUGGCUCUAACAAAGAGGCAAAAGGAGAUAGAAGAGGUACAUAUGAAAGCAAUGGCUGCGAAAAUUGUAGCACAAAGGUUGGAGGUGAUUCAGAGGUAUAACCAGCAAAUGAUGGAGCAAAGGGAGCGGCUCCAUCAAGAACAAGUGAGACAGAUGCAAAUGUUCAGAAAGUACCAGGUGCAAUAACAGCAGAGGGCCCUAGAACGUCGAUUCCAGGAAGAGGCCGAAAAUCUCAAUAAGGAAAUCGAAGCUGAACACAGAAGCCUUCAAAACAAAAUCCAGGAUCUCCAGAGGAAUGCUGCCUCACAGGAUGAUCAGGAUGAUAAAUGCAUCUUACUCUAA